Apis laboriosa (Himalayan honeybee) is the source of this 842-nucleotide messenger RNA. RefSeq lists its product as uncharacterized. Bases 184 to 606 code for a protein of 140 amino acids. NCBI's taxonomy places the organism in Eukaryota, Metazoa, Arthropoda, Insecta, Hymenoptera, Apidae. The transcript has a single exon. The record is from RefSeq and is a predicted model, not a curated record.
UGUCCGGUGGUGGCUGGCAAAUCGGAGACCCCACCCAUAAAUCCAUUCAAUAAAACAAAACAAGAGAAUUAAUUCCCUUCUCCGUGCUGCCUCUACCGGGUUAGAGCAAGUUGUGUGUGUGUUGCAGCUGACCUACGCAAACUGCACUCGCUGGACCCACGCCCCUGUCCUGUCUGCAACCGCAUGUACAGUAACUUGUCGAACCUGCGUCAGCACAUGCGCCUGAUCCACAACCCUCAGAGUGUCACAUGCCCCCUCUGUAACAAGCCAUUCAAGACCAAGCUCUACCUGAAGCGCCACCUGGUCAGUUUCCAUGAGCUCAGCGUGGCAGACAGGCAUCGCCAGGAAGAAAUCUACCAACAACAACAACAACCUAAAGCGCAACAACAAGCUGGAGCGCAAACUCAUCUACAAAUCCAGGCACAACAAACAGAUGUUAAACCUUUUCCUGUGCCUAGAGUUUCUAUGGAAGAGGGUACAGCUACAGUAACUCUGGAAAACAAAUCAAGAGUAUUCCAAGAUGGUGCUUAUGAGGUCAAUCAGACCAAUGCCGAAUCAAAGCACUUUCAGAGCAGUAUCAUGCAAUUUGAUACUGCAUACCACUAAUGCGCCUUAGUUUCUUCGGCCCAUUUGUGAUAGUUUUUUGGUUGAGUAGGCUUAAAGCCAGUAUUUCCUGGCAACGAUAAUCUCCAGAUGGAGUUUAAUAUAGUCUUUCGAAAGAAGACCAAGGUGCAGUGAAAAGAUUAAGAGUUUGUGCUGUGAUACGAAGAGCAAUUUAUAAUAAUCGAGAAUUUUAUAGAAUUUUUCACAUUGAAAAUUUUUCAUGAUACUAACUAUUUUUU